AUGGAGCAACAACUUUCAACUACGCGUUUGUGAACAUCAAGACACAAUUGCCGAAGUAUUGCUAUUUCUUCUUUAAUGUCCUUUACAUCUGAAAAAAUGUGAUUGUUCACUACCCUACCCUACGUGGUGCCGCAAACAAGUCCACGUUAGAAGAAAACUAAGAAGUCAUAUCUUGGCUUAUAGCAGUACCAGGCAAUGAAGGAGAAGAGACAGAAUCGGCGGCGUUGCUAGUUAGUUUUGUUGCAGCCCCAAUUUUGGACUUGACUUUCGACAAGAGGGUUGGUUUGGGGGCUGCUCCAGUCGAGGACUUGGUAGAAGUGGUAGAAACCGAUGGUUCACCGGACGGAUCCUUAGAGGUAGACUUUGAAGUUUUAGACACAGCACUAGUCGGAACCAACUUGAGGUAG
Molecule: messenger RNA, 407 nt
Organism: Bursaphelenchus okinawaensis
Lineage: Eukaryota; Metazoa; Nematoda; Chromadorea; Rhabditida; Aphelenchoididae
Source: the annotation of a GenBank genome assembly